AUGAAAUUUGGCUCAAAAUUAGAGUCAUUUUUAGUCAAAGAAUGGGCUGAUAAAUAUGUGCGUUACAAGUAUUUAAAUCGCCUAAUUAAGGGAGCCAAAAAAUUUGAGGUUGAAAAUAAAAAUAAGGAUGAAGGAACAAUAUUAGAAUCUUCCUUGUUUCCGGGUGAUUCGGUUGGAGAUCCUAAAGAUGUCAAAUUUGACACACCUCAAUAUUAUUCAGAUCAUGUUUCCGUCGAGAUUUCGCCAGAAAAUGAAGGUGAAGAAAACAAAACGCUUCCAAAUGAUGCAUCUUCGUUUCAAUAUCAUUAUGUCGAUGACGAAGACAAUUCUGACAAAAUCUUGAACGUAAUAAAGUUGAUGGCAUCCCAGUUUGAAGAGUACGGACAUUUGAGUUUCUGUGAAGUUUCUGUAAAGGAUAGGCUUGAUUCACAUAGUAAACUGUCAAGUGUUACUAAGCGUAAGAAUACACUUGGAGAUAUUAUAGACAAAUUGGAGUCAGAAUCCGUAAUUGGUAUAUCCUCAGAUGUUUCAUUUAGCGAUAAAGGUGUCAAAUUUCCGCGAGUAAAAGCAAAAAUUCCACAAAGAGCUCAUAAAUCUUUUAGGUUGUCUAGGCACCCCAAGAAGAAAAAGAGUGUAUAUAAGUCCAGUGUCAAAUUGGGAUCCACCAAACUUAAAAUUUUUGGUAAUAUACCACUACCUUUUAGAAGACAGAAAGAAACCACUUCUGAAUACCUUUCACUAUUCAAUAAAUCUCUGAGAGAUGAUAUCAGAACUGUAAUACUUCACUACACAUCUGAAAUGGAAUACAUACAAACUCUUAUAAAAUAUUUAAGAAGGGAUAUACGGAGGAGACAAGGGAAGAUUGAUAAUUCUUAUGUAAAACUAGUACAAAAAGCGGCUACUGCACUCUGGGAUUCGUGUGAUAAACUCCAGUCGUAUUUAAAUGUGAAUAUAUUAGCUGUCUACAAACUAUUAAAGAAGAAGGAUAAAUUACUUGGUACAAAUGAUUUAACAAAUGUAUAUCCAUCAUACAAGGGAGUACUUCUAUCAGUAGAUAAUUGUAAGGAGACGAAUGACAAGAUACUUGCUUUAUUUGAUAUGGUAUCCCCUCCAAGUAAUGUUGAUUUUAUCAAGUUAAAAGAAGGUGUAGAGACAUCUCUUAGUGUUAACAAAGGCAAUUAUUAUUAUCUAUCAUAUGUAUUGGGUUUAUCCACCAUGCUUUUGUUGGCAUGUGUCUUUCUUUGUUCGUUCUUUUUUGUUUGCAGUCUAAUAUGGUGGGGAUGUGGUUGGUGUCAAAAUUAUCUCGAAAUUUAUGGAGUAAACUACCAGUUCAUGUUUGGGCUUUCUAAUAAUUAUUCCAUAUCAGAUAAGGAUUUUUAUUUUUUUGGUGCUUUACAAUCGUUACUAUGUCUUGCUUUAUUUUGUUUUUUAUUGCUAGAUUGCAAAUUAUUGAUUGUGGGUUCACACUCGAGGCAUUUUUCAUAUCCGAUAACGUUGAUAACAUUUUCAAUACUAGUUAUGCUCCUUCCUAACAAAAACUUCAAGCUGAAAUUGAGGAAAAAAUUACUGUUAUCUUGUGGACGUCUUUUUACCUCAUCUUUUGGAAUUGGUGCUCCCGUAACUUUGGUUGAUAGUAUUUUGGCAGAUAUACUAACUUCAUUAACUAGACCUCUUUCCGACUUUUUAUAUAUUUUCUCCUACUUCUCAUAUGGAAUAUCACAUGACAGCCACCGUAUGCAUGAUGGUAAGAGUAUGCUGUCUCAAUAUGUUAUUCCUCAGCCUUAUCAAGGUGGAUCGUACCUUUGGUGGAUCUCCGAAAGGAGGAAAUUGCACGUUGGAAACAUGCUAAAGUAUAUCUCGGCCAUGAGUUGUAUUGUUAUAUCAUCUAUAAAUUGGACAUAUGUCGCCGACUUAAGUAGCUCUACGAGCAAUGCUAUUGUAGUUACAUUCUACACAUUUGCUACUCUUUUCAACUUUUUGUGGGACUACUUCAUCGAUUGGGGUUUAUCAUUACCCCCAAAUAUCUUAAAAGGGAGGAACGGUAGGAUAAUGUACACCAGGAAGGCCUACUAUAUCGCAUGUGUCAUAAAUCUGUCUUGUCGCUGCACAUGGGCCUUAACCACGUCCCCUCUUCAGCUGAUAAGUAACAAAGAACUUUCAUCAAACCUUCUUGUCCUGAUAGUAUCUGUUAUCGAGAUAUUCAGGCGUAUUGUGUGGGUCGCAUUUAGACUAGAAAGUGAGCAUCUACUGAAUUCUUACAAAUACCGCACCGCGUUAUGGAUACCAAAACUGUACAAUUGUAAAUCCGUGCUGGUUAAUGAACUAACUAUGCUCAACCAAUAG
This is a messenger RNA of Theileria equi strain WA, 2343 nucleotides long. RefSeq lists its product as hypothetical. Gene Ontology annotation, cellular component: membrane; cytoplasm. The record is from RefSeq and is a predicted model, not a curated record. The coding region runs from base 1 to 2343 and encodes 780 amino acids. The transcript is spliced from 9 exons. NCBI's taxonomy places the organism in Eukaryota, Apicomplexa, Aconoidasida, Piroplasmida, Theileriidae.